GAAUGGACUAGCCCAGUGACCUUCGACCUUCAAACAUGGCGGCCCACUGGCGGAUUUUGGCCGUCGUAGCCGUGAUUUGCUUCGGUUUGAGGCACGUUUUCUUUGCUGGUCCCUAAAAACUACACCAAACGGCUAGCCAAAAACUCUUCUUCAAAUGCGGCUCAUGUUUAGAUAUCUUUUCUCCAACGUCAAGCUAUGAGAGGCCGUGAAUUGGCGUGAAGGUAGCUAGGUGGAUCCGCCCCCUUCCUGUUUCAAAACGUACGUGCGGACAGACGACUUUCGGGAGGCCAUAAAUUGUGCAGACCUGUGAGAGAUGUCUGGAAGCGGUAUCACGGCGUCAGGUGAGCAGUGGCUGCGGGAGAUGGAGGGUUUCCGCGCCAACCCCACAGCCUACCUGGUGGGCAGGAGGAUGGACGAGGAAGGGUUCGCGUUGGAUGUACUGCAGGCACUGUACUCAGAUGAAUUGUCAGAUACCAUCAAAGUGCAGUUACUUGGGCUGCUGAAGGAAAGGUGUGGAGUGUUGUUAAGCACCAACACAAGUGUAGAGCAGACAGUUGGAUCUCUCACUGGAAUCUUCCAACAAGCUAAUGUAGACACAGCAGUGUUCUUCAAAGGCCAGGUUCUUGUGGCCAUAACAACUAUAUUAAUCACAAGAGAUCAACUGGUGGAGCAGCCCCAGUUGGUGGAAGAGUUUCUCAACACCCUACUGGAUGUGGUCGGUAGGAUCAACAGUGGGCCUGACCAGGUGCUGAGGGGCGUGGCCUGCGAGUGUCUGCGAGAAAUGGAGAUGUCUUAUCCUGGUCUCCUUAUGCGAAAAGUUGGACACCUGUAUGCCAUGUGUGAAACUGAGAACACUUUUGUAGGUCAGAGCUAUAUGAUGCUGUUUGUGACUGUUUUGAGAAAUGCUAUGCAGAACAUCCUACAGGAAACAGAGGUGACAGAAAAGACUCAAUUGACAGAACUCUUGGCAGGGAGAGUGGAACCAUUUAAGCCUAUAUGUUUGCCAGACAAGGUGGACAGCAACACAUUCCCCUUGAUACAAACGGAAAGAGAGCAGACACCCAGUGCUGACACGAAAGGGUUGGAGAGUAAAGAGCUGAAGAGUGUCAUCUCGGUGGUUGUGGAGCAGCUCCCCCUGCUGACUUCUGCUGGAAAGGCAUUUGUGCUGAGGCAGCUUAUCAGCUGUGUGGACAUGUCUCCUGGCCUUUCAGCCUCUGUAGGUUAA
Molecule: messenger RNA, 1225 nt
Organism: Branchiostoma belcheri (Belcher's lancelet)
Lineage: Eukaryota; Metazoa; Chordata; Leptocardii; Amphioxiformes; Branchiostomatidae
Product: AP-5 complex subunit beta-1-like
Exons: 12
Coding region: 314-1225 (303 amino acids)
Biological process (GO): endosomal transport
Cellular component (GO): AP-type membrane coat adaptor complex; lysosomal membrane
Source: RefSeq, a predicted model, not a curated record